UAAGGCUCUGUGUAAGGACGGCAGUAUAGCAGCGGUGGUGGAACGGUAAAGAACGAUCUGAUAUUUUUCGAUCGCGGUGCUCAAAAGUGCAUCACAGUUGAAGUCUUGGUGUGAAACAGUUGUUAUUUGCGAAACAUAUUGUGAUAAUUAAGCGAAUUUUCAUAGAUUGGUAUAACUAUGGUGAUGGAAAAGACCAAACGAACCUUUUGCGUGAUCGGAGCGGGCACCGCUGGGCUUUGUGCUGCGCGGCAUGCAUUGCAAGCAGGUGGAAUUGUUACCGUGUUUGAGAUGGGUAAACAGCUCGGCGGAACAUGGGUGUUUAAUGAGGCAACGGGCAAAAACGAAUAUGGUAUCGACGUGCACUCGAGUAUGUACAAAGGAUUGAAAACUAAUCUACCGAAGGAGAUCAUGGGCUAUCCGGACUUUCCCAUACCGGAACAAGAAAGUUCUUACAUCCCGGCGGAGGAUAUGUUAACCUUCUUUCAGCAAUUUGCCGAAGCGUAUGGAAUUUUGGAGCACAUUCGCUUCAGCCACUACGUAGUACGGGUGAAGCCGACGAUUGAUGAGAAAGGAUGGGAAGUGAUUGUACGCGACUGUCCGAACGAUCAGCUGCUGACGCUUACGUUCGAUUACGUGCUCGUGUGUAAUGGACACUACCAUGCGCCUAAUUUACCAAAGUAUCCCGGCAUGAGCGUAUUCCGGGGCAAACAGAUGCACAGUCACGAUUAUCGCAGCAACGAACCGUUUGAAGGUGAAACAGUUCUCGUUAUCGGAGCGGGCCCGUCAGGAAUGGAUAUGGCAUACGAGAUCUCUAAGAAAGCGAUCCGUGUUACUUUGAGCCACCAUUUGAAGGAUAAGCCCCAAACGGUGUUUCCGAGCAAUGUGACAUUGAAACCGGACGUAACACGGCUUACCGAAACCGGCGUUGAAUAUGCUGACGGUACAAGUGAAGACUUUAGUGUCAUCUGCUACAGCACCGGUUACAAGUACACCUUCCCAUUCUUAAGCGUCGAUUGUGGCAUAACGGUUGAGGAAAACUACGUGCAGCCGCUGUACAAGCACUGCAUUAACAUCCGCUAUCCUACGAUGGCAUUCAUUGGACUUCCAUUCUACGUGUGCGCGGCGCAGAUGAUGGACUUGCAGGCACGGUUUUGUCUUAAAUUUUUCAGCGGUGCCAAAACUCUGCCCACCCAGGAGGAGAUGAGUGCCGAUACAGCUGCUGAGAUGGAAGAACGUUGGAAGCGCGGUUUGAAGAAACGGCAAGCACAUAUGAUGGGCCCGGUAGAGGAUCGUUACUACGAUGAUCUAGCACAGACUGCUGAAAUCGACCCGAUCAAGCCAGUGAUCAAGAAGCUCCAUAAGAUCAGUGCGAUGCGUUACUCGGAAGAUUUGGUGAAUUUCCGAAACGAUAAAUUUCGGUUAGUAGACGAUGAAACGUUUGUGAAGGUUAACUAAAGUGGCUGGUGGG
Messenger RNA from Anopheles merus, 1468 nucleotides. RefSeq names its product senecionine N-oxygenase (gene Fmo-1). NCBI's taxonomy places the organism in Eukaryota, Metazoa, Arthropoda, Insecta, Diptera, Culicidae. The transcript has 3 exons. The record is from RefSeq and is a predicted model, not a curated record. Gene Ontology annotation, molecular function: flavin adenine dinucleotide binding; NADP binding; N,N-dimethylaniline monooxygenase activity. Bases 178 to 1455 code for a protein of 425 amino acids.